This is a messenger RNA of Parnassius mnemosyne (clouded apollo), 966 nucleotides long. The record is from the annotation of a GenBank genome assembly. NCBI's taxonomy places the organism in Eukaryota, Metazoa, Arthropoda, Insecta, Lepidoptera, Papilionidae.
AUGUCCAAAUGUGAUAUCUGUAAAAAAUCAUUUACAAAAUCUCUUCCCGGAUUGGAGUGUAGUAAGUGUGAAAAAAUUGUGCAUCUUAACACGAAAUGCAGUGGCUUGACAAACAAACAAAUCGCAGCACUGAAAGCGGCCUCCAGCCUGGAAUGGACUUGCCUUGAUUGUCAGCAGGAAUCACCGAGACGGAACUCAUCUAUUGUAAUCCCGGAAGAAAACGACGAAGAAGAUGAUAAACGCGUCUUAAUAAACUCCAAAAACUUGCUGAGUUCAAUAAGCAAGGAAGUCGAAAAAGCAAUAAAAAGUGAAAUGCGGGAACUGAACGAGUCUCUACAGUUCCAUAGUGCUAAGCUAGAAGAAGUGGUCGAAUGUAUAGAUGCAUUUAAACAAACCAUUAAAGUUCUAGAACGAAAAAACGUAGAGCUUACUAAUAAGAACAAGAAUUUGGAAACGCGGGUAGGUGCCCUUGAACAGCAACUGCAAGAAUUAGAGCAAGAAAAACUUACGAAUUGCAUAGAAAUAUCAAAUGUUCCCUACCAACCCACAGAAAAUGUCAAAAAACUGGUGGAAAGCAUCGCUCUGAAACUACAACAGCCCCUCGAAGGAAUAAAAAGUAUUCGAAGACUUCCUGGAAAAAAAGACCAUCCGGCGAACAUAAAGGUAGAAUUUCAAGACGAGCUUUUACAAGAGAAAUGGAUAUCAGCAGCAAAAUCCACUAAGACUACCGUAGCAGAUAUCUAUCCUACAGAAAAGAACAGCAAUAAUGUCGUGUACAUCAGAGAAGCAAUGACAAAAAAUAAUAAAAUUAUAUUGUGGCAGGCGAAGCAGGAUUUAAAAAAUAACCAGAAUUAUAAGUAUGUAUGGUUUAAGAAGGGAUAUGUAAAGGCACGUAAGGAUGACAGUUCAAAAAUUUACACAUUGAAAACCCUGCAUGAUCUAAAUGUUCUAACUAAGCUUUCUUAA